GAAUACCUUCUUACUCAGCACUUUCUUAUUUUAAUUCACUGGGAUAUGAUGAUUAUAAUUCUAUUCCAGCUUCAGAAAGAGAAUUAUCUUUGAAAUUAAUAUCAGCAGUUAAUUCUAUUUUUAAAUUAGGGCAAUGGUUCAAUUUAGUUCCAACCUUUAUAAGGCACGCACCUAUCAUAAGCUACUUUAAUAACAUGUUCUUAGACGCUAUGAGAAAAGUGGAAGUUUCUUUUUCUGAAAUAAUUCAAAAAAGACGCAAAGAAAUUGAUUCAUUACCUGAAGAUGCUUCAAUACAAUCCGACCUUUUAACAAUGCUUAUUACUGUUAACACAUCACGCGGUAUAGAAAUUCCUUCAUAUAAGUCCUUAAACCGAAUGUUAGAUGAUUGUGAAGUUUUCGGAACUAUUAGAGAUAUUUUCCUUGGUUCUUUUGAAACG
Dentiscutata heterogama is the source of this 437-nucleotide messenger RNA. The record is from the annotation of a GenBank genome assembly. Lineage: Eukaryota; Fungi; Glomeromycota; Glomeromycetes; Diversisporales; Gigasporaceae.